UUCAUUCAAACCCUAAUUUCGUUCAUCAUCUUCAACCUCCACCUGCAAAUCUUCAUCUCUCUCAUCUCCAAAACCUCAACAACAAUGUCAGACAAGCGAAACAUACAAGAUCAAAAGCGCCGAUUACUCGCCGAGAAGUUCGAACUGAGGCGAAAGCUCUACAAAGCGUUCACAAAAGACACCGAUCUUCCUAACGACGUGCGCGAGAAACACCGCUGUAAGUUAGCCGCGUUGCCUCGCAACAGUUCGUUCACUCGUGUCAUGAACCGGUGCGUCUUCACCGGUCGUGCUCAUGCUGUUUAUAAGAUGUUUCGUGUUUCGCGUAUCGUGUUUCGUGAUUUGGCUUCCAGAGGCUUGUUACAAGGUGUUAAGAAGGCGUCGUGGUAGUUUUAUCGGCGAUUUGGUUCGAGAAUAAGGUUAGGUUUUCAGAUCUGGUUAACGGUUACUGAUAUUAUGAUUGAUUAUCGUUGUUUAAAGUUAUAUGAAUGUUAUAACUCGAUGAAUUUUGGUACAAUCAUUUAAUGUUUUCAUUAUGUUGAACGAUUAUUGAUGUUAUGAUCGAUUAUUGUUGCUGGAUC
This is a messenger RNA of Helianthus annuus (common sunflower), 578 nucleotides long. Its product is annotated as ribosomal protein S14, mitochondrial. The record is from RefSeq and is a predicted model, not a curated record. The transcript has a single exon. NCBI's taxonomy places the organism in Eukaryota, Viridiplantae, Streptophyta, Magnoliopsida, Asterales, Asteraceae. Gene Ontology annotation, biological process: translation. Gene Ontology annotation, molecular function: structural constituent of ribosome. Bases 85 to 387 code for a protein of 100 amino acids. Gene Ontology annotation, cellular component: small ribosomal subunit; ribosome.